GUCCGGGCUCGUCCUCUCUUCUCCCAUCCCAUCCGGCAUCCAUCCUCGUUCGUGGCCGUGGCCGUGUACGUGCAGUGCUUUCUGUGAGUGAAAUCGUGCGUGCAUUGCAUUCCCAAUUGCGAGUCGCGAGUCGCGACUCUGUAGUCUCUACUGUGGAGGCACAGACUUUAUAAUACUUUAAUGGUUUCUGUUGUCUGUGGUAGAGGUAGACCGAAGAGCCGAAAUGUGGUAAAUAAAUAAUUAAUAAAAUAAAAUGCAGGGCAGGAGCGAGGAGCGCAGGACGCAGCAACCCAGCAUUCAGCAAGGCUAUAUUUAAUUUCGGUUCAUUGAAAGUUUGCGGAAGCUAGUUACAUCCACUUUUAUAUUUGUUUAACGAGUGCAAGUUGAAAGUUAAGUGACACGGAAAUGGAGGAGAAAUACGGGAAUAAGAUUCAUUUGAAUCUAGUUCCCAAAAAAGAACCAAGUGAUGACUCUCAUGUCCCAGACAGUGGACUCCUGAGGAGUUUGCUAAAAAAGGAGGAAUCUCCCAGCGACGAAGAUGACAGGAACUCUUGUGCGGAGAGGACCAAUGAUGCAAAUCAACUAAAGUUACACGACCUUGACGUUUUGAUGAAUGAUUUUCUGAAAGACAGUGCAAACCCUAACAGUGAUGUAAAGGUGAAGUCUGAGAUGGACUCUGAAGAAUCUGAAGAAAAUGAUCAAGACUCACCAAUGGCUCAGGAAACUGAAGAUCUGUCAGACAAGGAUGUUUUUACACCUCAGGAGAUUGUUGAAUCUGAAAGUAACAGUAGCAAGAGUCAUUCCUCAAAUAGAAGGAAUCCCAGAAGGAAUGCCACAAGAAGCAAGACACCACCAGUAGUAGCAGCCACAUCAAAGGUAAUUGUUGAAUCUGAAAGGAAGAAAAGCAAGAGGCGUGAUAAAAGUAUAAAUGUCAGAAGAAAUACCACAAGAACUACAUCACCAGCUGUAGCAGCCACAUCAAAUGAAAACCAAACACCAUCCAUAGAUUCAGACACCGAAGUGGCAAUUGUUGAAUCUGAAAGGGACAGUAGCAAGAGGCAUGAUAAAAGUAUAAAUGUCAGAAGAAAUACCACAAGAACUACAUCACCAGCUGUAGCAGCCACAUCAAAUGAAAACCAAACACCAUCCAUAGAUUCAGACACCGAAGAGGUGCAGAGUGAAGGAGGAAAGUGCACAGCUCAGUUGAAUGGUGUUCUGUGUGAAUGUGUUAAGUGUAAAAAGGCCUUUGACUCUGAGGUUCUGUCAAAUGGUUACAAAAAAAAUACUGGUUCCCUACAAGAAUUUUUGGAAUGUGUACUCUGUGCCGAAUCAUUUUGCAAGUUUAAGAGGCAUCAUCACCUUUGCUCUGUUUGCGAUUUGGGGGGGGAUGACUUGGUGGUAGAUGAGGGACGUCCCUAA
This is a messenger RNA of Macrosteles quadrilineatus (aster leafhopper), 1419 nucleotides long. RefSeq lists its product as uncharacterized. The coding region runs from base 406 to 1419 and encodes 337 amino acids. The transcript is spliced from 9 exons. The record is from RefSeq and is a predicted model, not a curated record. NCBI's taxonomy places the organism in Eukaryota, Metazoa, Arthropoda, Insecta, Hemiptera, Cicadellidae.